AUGGUGUUUCUGAGCUUUAACUCCGCGAUCACUGCGCCAGACGAUGUGGCAGAGCUGCAUGGUGAAGACCAGGAUGAUGGUGGAAUGCCUGAUGGGCUAGCUUUGAGGUUUACAUGGGUGGUUUGGCAGCAGCGGGCUGCAUCCAAAACGGUGCCCUACGAACAAGCGACGAAGCAGCUUGCAACCAUGGCUUCGGUGGAGGAUUUUUGGCAGACUUGGGAAGUCUUGCCACAACCCAGCGAGCUGCUGACGAGGCGAAUGGCUUCGAAGACGUCUGACGCCGAGGCGGAGACCCCACUGGUCGACGCCUUGAUGAUCUUUCGCCAAGGGGUCUUGCCACAGUGGGAGGAUGCUGCAAACUCUGGUGGUGGGCACUUUCAGUUUCACUUCAAGACCUCCAUGGGUGGUGCGCAGAUUGAUGAGUACUGGAACAACGUCGUGCUGGGCACUCUGGGGAACACUUUGGAGCCUGCGGACAUGAUCACUGGUUUGCGGCUGGUGGACAAGGUCACCGGCCUGAAAGCCGGAGUGCCCAGCACCAUCCGCAUCGAGGUCUGGUUUGGCAGCGCCCAGGAUCAGCAGGCGGUGGCUGCACUUCAACGCAACGUGGAGUGCUGUUUGGCCACCCGAACACUGGAGGGACGCCUGGGCAAUGUGCCCAAGGCGGAGCUCAAGGUUCACAAGCUCACGCGGCAUCAACGAGAGAAAAGGCCGUGCCAAAGCUCCACCCAAAGCAGAUUGAUGCGGACCAAAUAGCAUGCCGUGCCAUACUGUGUGUAUUAAUUAGGGAAGUGUAGUGGUGCAGCGAGGCAGAUUUGAGACAUUUAGUUCAUGCAUCACAUUUGGCCAACAGCCAAGGGGUGCAUUUUGAGAUGUGCAUUUGUUUGCAGCAUUUGCAAAGCUUAUGUUGUUCUUUUGGACAGGCUGAUUGAAGUGAAUCAGAUGUUUCACAUGUCCAGCUUUUCAGCAAAAUAAGGAAGACACAAAGAUGAAGACUUCUACCAGAUAUGUUCGACAUGGUUCGACGAGAUCGUUUGGUCGAGGAAGCCCUCGCACAAACCAAAUCAUCAAAGGCGACCAACGUGCCCGCCGCUAUGUAUUGACAGAGCGGAUGGCAGCGUGCCAGGCAGAGAGCAAUUGGUG
Messenger RNA from Durusdinium trenchii, 1143 nucleotides. The record is from the annotation of a GenBank genome assembly. NCBI's taxonomy places the organism in Eukaryota, Dinophyceae, Suessiales, Symbiodiniaceae.